Messenger RNA from Pelodiscus sinensis (Chinese soft-shelled turtle), 4326 nucleotides. NCBI's taxonomy places the organism in Eukaryota, Metazoa, Chordata, Testudines, Trionychidae. The record is from RefSeq and is a predicted model, not a curated record.
AGUAGCAACUCUGAAAUGGGGAUCGGGAACUUGGAGAACUAUUACCACUUUCACCACAGCAGAACGAUCAAGCGCUCGACGCUCAGCAGCCGUGGCCAGCACAACUUCCUCCGGAUGGAUCCCAAGGUGAAGUGGCUACAGCAGCAGGAAGUGAAACGAAGAGUUAAGAGACAUGUCCGAGGUGACUCUCAUUUGAUUCACUUCAAUGACCCGAUGUGGUCUAAAAUGUGGUAUGUGCACUGUGGAGAUAAAAACAAUCCCUGCCGGUCAGACAUGAAUAUUCUAGCCGCCUGGCAGAGAGGAUACACUGGCAAAAAUGUGGUGGUGACCAUUCUUGAUGAUGGCAUAGAGACCAGUCAUCCUGAUCUUGUAGAGAACUAUGAUCCUCAGGCGAGCUAUGAUGUCAAUGACAAUGACUGUGACCCAAAUCCACGCUACGAUGCCAGCAACGAGAAUAAACAUGGCACACGCUGUGCUGGACAAGUGGCAGCGAAGGCAAACAACUCCAAUUGUGUAGUAGGCAUCGCGUACAAUGCAAGAGUCGGAGGCGUUCGGAUGUUAGAUGGCGAUGUGACCGAUGUUGUUGAAGCAAAGUCGCUUGGCAUCAGACCCGAUUACAUUGAUAUUUACAGCGCAAGCUGGGGGCCAGAUGAUGAUGGGAGGACGGUGGAUGGACCCGGUGAAUUGGCCAAACAGGCUUUUGAGUACGGCAUUAAAAAGGGUCGUAAGGGUUUGGGCUCCAUUUUUGUCUGGGCCUCAGGAAAUGGCGGCAGAGAAGGCGAUUACUGCUCUUGUGAUGGCUACACCAACAGCAUCUACACCAUCUCCAUCAGCAGCAGCACGGACAGUGGGCUCAAGCCAUGGUAUCUAGAGGAAUGCACGUCCACUCUCGCGACCACCUACAGCAGCGGGGCAUUUUACGAACAAAAAAUUGUUACUACAGAUUUAAGACAUGGCUGCACAGAAGGUCACACUGGAACCUCCGUGUCUGCACCCAUUGUGACGGGCAUCAUCGCUUUGGCUUUAGAAGCAAACCCCUCGCUGACCUGGAGAGAUGUUCAGCAUCUGAUUGUGAAAACCUCCAGGCCACUGCAUCUGAAAGCAAACGACUGGAAAACAAAUGGAGCAGGGCGCAAAGUUAGCCACCUAUAUGGAUAUGGUCUGGUGAACGCCGAAGCUCUUGUAAUGGAAGCCAAGAAAUGGAAGAAAGCACCUAUGCAGCAUGUCUGCACGGAAAGCUCAGAUAGGACAAGCAGAGACAUCCCUGCUGGCCAGACUGUGAGUACAACCAUCGUGACCGAUGCCUGUGCCAACCACUACGACCAGCGUGUGGUGCACCUGGAGCACGUCGUUGUGCGAGUUAGCAUUGAGCACCCUCGGCGCGGGGACCUGCAGAUUAACUUAACUUCCCCUUCGGGGACGGAGUCUCAGCUCUUGGCAAGAAGAGUGUUCGAUCUCUCUAAUGAAGGAUUUAAAAACUGGGAAUUCAUGACCGUGCACUGCUGGGGGGAGACAGCAGAAGGGGAAUGGACUCUGAAGAUCCAUGACACGCCAUCCCAGAUGCGCAACCCAGAGAGGCAAGGGAAGUUAAAGAAAUGGAGUCUCAUUUUAUAUGGAACAGCUGAACACCCUUACCACGCGACCAGUCCCCACCACGCCCGAUCAAGGAUGCUAGAGGUUUCAACGACUAAAAUGGAGCCCUCCAAAGCAGCAGUUUUCCAGAGUCAGACGGAGAUGGUGGAAGAGGAGGAAGAAUACACAGGUCCAUGUCAUCCUGAAUGUGGCAACAAAGGCUGCGAUGGUCCUAAUGCAGAUCAGUGCUGGAACUGCGUCCAUUAUAGUCUUGGAAAUGGUAAAACUGGCAGGCUGUGUGUGAGCUCAUGCCCUCCUGGGUAUUUUGGGGACAACUCAAGUGGGAAAUGCCGAAGAUGCCAGAAGGGGUGCGAAACCUGUACAGGCAAGGGCCGGAAUCAAUGUACAUCUUGCCGCCGUGGUUUCUAUCACCACCAGGAAACACACAUGUGUGUGGCGUUGUGUCCAGCUGGGUUUUACUCAGAUGAAAGUCAAAAACUCUGUCUUGAAUGUCGUGAAAGCUGUAAAAAAUGUGCUGAUGAUCCAGUUAAACGUGUUCUCUGCAAGGAUGGCUUCAGCAGCCCGUUGGGGGCAGACUGUACCCCUGCAUGCCAGCCAGGCCUGUACUUCAGCAAAGAGAGCCGGAAAUGCGAGAGGUGCCACGCGAGCUGCCAGACGUGUGUCGGGCCAGGCAAAGAAGCCUGUAUACAAUGUGCCAAACAUUUCCACCUGCACGAGUGGCGAUGUGUCCCUGCUUGCAGCCAGGGGUUUUACCCUGAGGAGGUGCCAGGUCUGCCUUCUAAAGUCUGCACCAGAUGUGAUGACAACUGUUCAGCCUGUGAAGGCUCCAGGGACAACUGCAUCAAGUGUAAGGAAGGUUUCACUCUUCACGUCGGCUCGUGCGUGACAAACGUAUCCUGCCUGGAAGAGUCUCCUGUUCCUGACCGAGGCCCUUCAACUUUCAAGACUCUCUGUGAGAUUGUGAAAUCCAAAAAGCUCUGUGAAAUGAAGCUGUUUGUUCAGUUAUGCUGUCAGACAUGUCUCGUGGCUGGAUAAAUUUCAGUAUCUUGCAUCCAGGAAUUCCACCACCCUGCAAGCCCAGUUUGCUGAACCUUUGGGAUAAAAGUUUUUUGUUCUUUUUUUCAACUUUGGAAGACUUUACACAAUGCAGCCUAACAUCGGUUUGUCAGUUUGGUAAUGUUAAUAUCUCGGUCAAUUUGUUUCUACAGCAAUAUCAUGAAUGACAUUAAAGCUAGGUAGGAUCUUGGUAAUUAAGGCCCCAAAAAUAUAAAACAAAUGGCAAUAUUAAUACUCUCAAAUACUUCUCUUGACUGGGAACUGAUGUGGGAUCCAGACACCUCACCUUGUUUCUUAGUCAAAAUCCUUUCCAUUCAACCAUUUCAAGGGCAUAGCAGGAGAUCAGACUUGGAAGCACCCAGCACUUCUGUGCCUCGGAGACGCUAUUGAUGGUUAAAUACUUUCUGUUCUUUUAUGCUGGUAGUUCAUGGCUGAUAAAAAUCCAUGUUACAAAAAAACCCAAGUACUGUAGUAAAGUAUUUUUCUGUUCUUUACAUGUGUAAAAUAAUGAACUGAGUAACCUGAACUGAAUAAUCUGCUGAAUAAAAGAUGUAAAGCCAAGUGUUCAGGUUACCCAUUGGCGUCUGUUGUUAACUGUUUCUGUCCGGCCAUAAACAUGGCAAUAAGCAAAGAUUUGAGGACCAUCUUUAGUUAGUGUAAGGGGGACAAUCCAAUGCACCUGCUAGUGUCAGAUCUUAACUUAGCCCAUAGCAUCCUUCAGGGUCCUCAUCCAGCCUGUUGUUGCAUGCAAGCUUGUCCCCACACAGAUCCCUACUGAUUCAGUGGGACUGUGGCCAGACAUAAGGGUCUAGCCACAUGGAUCAGGAGUCUUAUUUAUUCAUCCAUUUCUCUUCUGAAAUAACCAUUAAGUUGUUGAUGAACUCAGGUCUGAUCAUUGAAACAGGCUAAGUUCUUCCUCUCCUAGCUACAUGAGAUGGUUUUCCCAUAUUUUUUACUUUUCAGUGCUUUGCAUCAAAGCCUUGUCUAUAUGACAACUUGUUGAUGGGCUUAACACCUUACUCUGGCAAAAUCCUCCUAUUGAUGGCAGCAGACUGACUUUCUUAGGCAUCUGCUUCCAAAAGAGACAUGUUGAUGAUCUGGUCAAGAAGCAUCCUCCCUAUCCAGUACAGAAAACCAAUCAGAAUCUUUUCUCUCUGUCUCCAAACAGGAUGUCAUGUGGUAGUUGUAUAAUUGUUUAAAGUGUAUUUGGCUAUCGUGUUGUCUUAAGAUUGUUUAUAAUAACUUAUAUGUUUUUCUCCACCAAUUAUUAUUAUUAUGGGAUGUGGGAAAUAUUUUAUGUGUCUUAUUCAUGUGUUUCUCCUUCUCUGGAACCUCCCUAGUGAGACUUUUUACAAAUAUGUUAUUUUCAUUGGACAUAUGUAUGUUGCAUGUUCUGAUUUUCAUUGUUAAUAGGUUUAACAAGUUAAACCUUCUGCCAGUGGGUUUAACUUUAAAUUCACAGUUAAAGCUUUAUCAGUUCUUUAUGAAGCAGGAAGAAGCCAUUUUUUAAUUCAAAUUAUUUGCACCCUGUCUGGGCCUGGGCCUGGGCCUGAAACCUCAGCCAGUUGAACACGGGACAGCCAAAUGCCAUUGUUCAUAAAACCAAAUGGAUCAACAACCACGUAAAGGUGAAGCUUCUAUGAACUGACCAUUAACUGAAUAAAUUGUUUACAUCCA